AUGGCGAUUCAAGAUGGCGGUGAACUGUAUGUCAUGCUUGAAGGAAAUUUCCAUGAUGGCGGUGAAAGGCAUAUGGCGAGAUCCCCAGCCCUUGUGGGGCCUUCCCCAUGUGCCAAUUCAUUGUUAACCCACAGCAUUGCAUUUGCAUCCAUUCAUUGCUGCAAAAGUCUUCCCCCUUCUGCUCCUCCUUCCUUUGCUCAUCCCCUCAUCCCCUCUUCCCAUGGGGGCAACAUCUCCAUCUAUUGGGGUCAGAAUGGAAAAGAAGGCAGCUUGGCCGACACCUGUGCCUUCGGCCACUAUGGCAUCGUCAACAUAGCUUUCUUAUCCACAUUUGGCAAUGGUCAGACACCAGUCCUCAACCUCGCCCGCCACUGUGAUCCGGCCGCCGGUAACUGUACUGGCUUAAGCAGCGAUAUCAAAGCCUGUCAAGCUAGCGGGGUCAAGGUGUUGCUGUCCAUCGGCGGUGGCGCUGGCAACUACUCCCUCAGCUCAGCCAAGGACGCCCGGAGUGUAGCAAACUACUUGUGGAACAACUUUCUUGGCGGCAACACAGGUGCUGGGCCACUGGGCGAUGCUGUGCUGGACGGGAUUGACUUCGUCAUCGUUGGCGGCAGCCCCGACCAUUGGGACGACCUAGCCAAGGCAUUAUCAGGUUUCAACCAAGGAAAGAAAGUCUACUUGGCCGCAGCCCCACAAUGCCCAUUCCCAGACGCCUCGCUAAAUGGUGCAUUUUCCACCGGCCUCUUCAAUUACGUCCAAGUCCAAUUCUAUGGAAACCCUCCCUGCCAGUACGCAGACGAUAGUGCCGACAAUCUCAAGAACUAUUGGAACCAAUGGACAACCAUUCAAGCUGACCAACUGUUCCUGGGGCUGCCGGCAGCACCAGAAGCUGCCGACAGCGGCUUUAUUGACCAGAAUGUGCUGGUGCUUGAUGUUCUUCCGGAGAUUAAGGGUUCUUCUAAGUAUGGAGGUGUGAUGCUUUGGAGCAAGUUCUAUGAUAAUGGCUAUAGCUGGGCUAUAGAAUCCAAUGUUUGA
Molecule: messenger RNA, 1035 nt
Organism: Diospyros lotus (date-plum)
Lineage: Eukaryota; Viridiplantae; Streptophyta; Magnoliopsida; Ericales; Ebenaceae
Product: acidic endochitinase-like
Exons: 3
Coding region: 1-1035 (344 amino acids)
Biological process (GO): carbohydrate metabolic process
Cellular component (GO): extracellular region
Molecular function (GO): chitinase activity
Source: RefSeq, a predicted model, not a curated record